CAAACGCGCCAGCGAAAACACCCUUUCACACAAACUUAAACACACAAAGGUUUUUAAUUUAAGUUCAUUAAGUUGGCUGCGGUCAGCUUAAAAUUGCUUACCAUUCAAAGCUGGCGUACACGAGAGAGUUGCACUUAUACACACACGCACAUAGUACACGCAGCAUAGCUUGCCGGCUGAGCCAUAACACUUGGGUAAACGGGCGCAGAAGAGGCAUAAAAUAGGAAAUUGGAAAAAAUACAAACUUAAGCACCUCUUGGCUCGCUACUUUUACAUACAUACUUAUAUGUACAUGGUAGUAUUACAUAGCAUUGCUCAAUUUAUUCAACGCUUCUUUCUUCGCUCUGCACCUUUACAGGUUCUUUGCGGUUUUUCUUUGCGCUUCAAUAAACUACUUGAAUAAUAAUAAAAAUGUUGCCGCUGUUAUAAGUUGCGAAAGUGUCAAACAAAAGCAGGAGCAUAAAUCAAACAAUUUGGAGGAGCGAGUGAUGGCAGUAACAGAAGGAAAAGGAAAAGGGAAGGCAAAAGCAGAACUUACAUAAAUGUAGAUCAAGAAGUAGCGGAAAUAAGCAGAAGCACUACAAAAACCGAAGUGAUUGUAUCGAAUGAGUGGAGGCGAAAAUAAAUGCAUUGCAAAAGCGCGUAAUUAAAAAUCAAAAGGCACAAACAAAGCUUUUAAAAGAGCUUUGAAAAAUAUUACUGGUCUUUGUAAAUACAGAAAGCAAACAAGUGAAAACCCGGAAAUGCUUUAUCAAACACGCAACGAUCUGCUUUUCAACAUUUCCAAAAGCACACUUUGCCAUAAGCAAAUGUAAUUAGCGUCAUUUUGAUAACUAUAAACUCAAAGACCCUUAAAAACGCAAAAAAAACAAGCAAAAAUUAUUGAAGUAAAAAUAACUGUGAUCAAAGUUUCCACUUGAAAACAAACAAAGCACUUCAUUCAACAACGCUAAUCAACACACUAUUGAUAACGUAAUUAAUAAAUACCAAUUAAACUACAAUAAAGCUCGACAAAAGUUAAAACAAAAGCUCAACAAAUCGCCAAAACGCUAAAUAAAGUCCAAAAAGCUUACUUAAAAGCUCUGAACGCUCACUAAUAUCUAACUGAAUGCUCGUAAAAAGCUCAACGAAGCUCACAUAAAACUCAAAAAGCUUCAAAGAAUCAAUAAAAUCUCCCAAACCAGCUAAAACUUAGUUUAAGCAAAACUUCAUAAGCGACAACAAUAAAAAUGCAACAAAUUAAGCCGCUGCUUGUCGUUUUCCUAUUCAUGGCGACCAAAUGUCCCAACUCAUCAUCACAAAACUUGCAUGUUUACACUUACAUUACAGAGCCGAACUCACAGCUCGAUCCUGAUCCGGAAUUUUUAGGCACCAUCAAUAAUGUUACAUAUCCAGCGGGGCGUGAAGCAAUACUGGCAUGUUCGGUGCGGAAUUUGGGUAAAAAUAAAGUCGGCUGGUUACGCGCCUCUGAUCAAACCGUACUCGCGCUCCAAGGUCGCGUUGUGACACACAAUGCUCGAAUCAGCGUUAUACAUGAGGAUUCACACACCUGGAAACUGAAGAUCAGCAAAUUACGCGAAAGUGAUCGUGGCUGUUAUAUGUGCCAAAUUAAUACGAGUCCUAUGAAAAAGCAAAUCGGUUGCAUAGAUGUGCAAGUUCCUCCUGACAUCAUCAACGAGGAGUCCUCAGCUGAUUUGGCUGUGCAAGAGGGCGAGGAUGCCACAUUGACCUGCAAGGCGACUGGCAAUCCAAUGCCGCGCGUCAUCUGGCGUCGCGAAGAUGGCGAAAUGAUUUUAAUACGCAAGACGGGAAGUCGUGAACUGAUGAAAGUGGAGUCCUAUAGUGGCUCAUCGCUGAAGUUGAUACGCUUGGAGCGGCGACAAAUGGGCGCAUAUCUGUGCAUUGCUUCAAAUGAUGUGCCACCAGCGGUUAGCAAAAGGGUUUCUCUCAGUGUGCAAUUUGCGCCCAUGGUACGGGCUCCUAGCCAAUUGCUGGGCACUCCACUCGGCUCGGAUGUACAACUGGAAUGUCAUGUAGAAGCUUCUCCCUCGCCUGUCUCCUAUUGGCUAAAGGGUGCGCGUACGUCCAGCGGUUUCGCUAGCAUCUCAAGUUCGAAUUUGGAAUCGGGCCAGCCAGGUCCGGAAAUGCUUUUGGAUGGGUAGGUAUUUGUUUGUUGCUUCUAGUAGCAAAUAUUUAACUAAUUUAGUUUGCAAUUAUAGAUAUAGUGUUCAUUUUAUGCCAGGAUG
Molecule: messenger RNA, 2246 nt
Organism: Rhagoletis zephyria (snowberry fruit fly)
Lineage: Eukaryota; Metazoa; Arthropoda; Insecta; Diptera; Tephritidae
Gene: DIP-gamma
Product: Dpr-interacting protein gamma
Cellular component (GO): neuron projection
Source: RefSeq, a predicted model, not a curated record